Messenger RNA from Manihot esculenta (cassava), 1169 nucleotides. Its product is annotated as vesicle-associated membrane protein 727. The transcript is spliced from 6 exons. Lineage: Eukaryota; Viridiplantae; Streptophyta; Magnoliopsida; Malpighiales; Euphorbiaceae. The record is from RefSeq and is a predicted model, not a curated record. Gene Ontology annotation, cellular component: membrane. Bases 193 to 906 code for a protein of 237 amino acids. Gene Ontology annotation, biological process: vesicle-mediated transport.
UAUUCGAAGUCGCGGAAUAGACCCUCAUUAGUUCUGAAUUCUGGUCUCGACGCUGCCCGACUCGACCACGUAGCUUUAGUUAAAAGUCUUGUUCUUGUCGCAAACUUGAGGUUCUCUCUGAUCUACCAAUCAAGGGUAAUAUUGCAGUUGGAGACAACUUCAUUUCUUUCCUAGCUUUGAUAUAUUUUAAAGAUGAGUCAGAAAGGUCUCAUAUAUAGCUUUGUGGCAAAGGGUACAGUAGUGUUGGCAGAACAUACCCCAUAUUCAGGGAACUUUAGUACCAUUGCUGUUCAAUGUUUACAGAAGCUUCCUUCAAAUAGCAGCAAGUACACAUACUCAUGUGAUGGCCAUACAUUUAACUUCCUUAUUGACAAUGAAUUUGUUUUUCUUGCUGUUGCGGAUGAAUUGUCAGGAAGAAGUAUGCCUUUUGUGUUUCUUGAGAGAGUGAAGGAUGAUUUUAAGCAGCGAUAUGGUGCAAGUAUUAAAAAUGAGACACAUCCUCUUGCUGAUGAUGAUGAUGAUGACUUGUUUGAAGACCGAUUUAGCAUUGCCUACAAUCUUGACAGAGAGUUUGGGCCAAGGCUUAAGGAACACAUGCAAUAUUGCAUGAGCCACCCAGAAGAGAUCAGUAAGCUAUCCAAAUUGAAGGCCCAGAUAACAGAGGUCAAGGGAAUUAUGAUGGACAAUAUUGAAAAGGUUUUGGAUCGUGGGGAGAAAAUUGAACUUCUGGUAGACAAAACAGAGAACCUGCAGUUCCAGGCUGACAGUUUCCAGAGGCAGGGAAGACAACUGCGACGGAAAAUGUGGCUGCAGAAUCUCCAAAUGAAAUUGAUGGUCGGAGGAGCAAUACUCAUCGUGUUUGUUAUACUCUGGCUUCUUGUCUGUCGAGGUUUCAAAUGUCAGUGAAGGCACAUCCAGAUGGAGAAAGAAUGUUGUGGCAUUUACUUGUUUUUUAGGCUAUUGGUGUACAAAAAUUUCUGUUUUCUUGAAAAGAUACUGUGGGAGUGAGGUCCAAGUAUUGCCUGUUCAAUGCUGUAAUUACGCCUUUGUACUUCCUGAUGGCUUUUGUUGAUAUGAUUUCUUAAUAUAGAGAAUGUGACCUAACAACCAGUUGAUAUUUGUAUGGAAGAAUCGCAUUAAAAAACCUUGUUAAAUUUUUGCAUGCUUAA